AUGAGCAAUGAUUCGUUUAAGCAAUUUGAUGACUUCAUUGAAAUUUAUGAAAAACUAUACCAUAUAGAACCAAACGAAUCUAUCGAAGAAAUUCUAGAUUUGUUAAUUGAUUGUUUAAUCGAUAAGUACAAUAGAACCACAGACCAAAUAAUAUCAAGUAUUUUAAGAACUGCAAAAUAUAAUUAUCGUUCAAUUAGGGUUUAUUCUCAAAUAUUAAAUGAAAUUCUUGAUCUUGAUUCACAUUCUUCAAGAUAUGUAUUAAUGAAAUAUAAACCCCUAAUUAAAUAUUACCGUUAUAUUGUUACAUUGAAAUUCCCAAAAGAAUCUGACAUUGAAAUUAUUAUAAUGAAUGAUCAAAUUGAUAAAUUCAAGGAAUACAUAAUAGAUCAAGAUAUUAGUGACAUUAGCAUCAAUCUUUUGAACUUAAAGGAAAAAUCUCUUCUUGAAGUUUGCGCUUAUUUUGGAGCAGUGAAUAUAUUCUAUUUUCUUCAUUUGAAUUUAGGUCACCAAAUAACAGAAAGGUGUCUUAAGUUGGCAAUAUAUGGGAGAAAUACAGAUAUAAUCAAUGAAUGCUUAAAACAUUUUCAAGCUAAUUCAAAAACUUGUAAGGCAGCAAUUAUUUCUCAUAACAACAUUUUUCUGAAAAAUAUUAUGCAUCAAGAUCUUAUGGAUAAAAACAUACCUUUUCAGUUUAUUGUACCAGACUCACAGAACUUAAAGGCACUCAUUCUUUUAUAUCAGAAAGAUAAAAACUUAAUAAUACCAUACUGCUCUGCAUUUCCUCAAACAUUAGAGAUUCUCAAAAAUGAAUCUUUUGAUUUAUCAAAAAUUACUUCCACUCAAGAUAAAUUACUCCAUUAUGCAGCGAGGUAUAAUAAUUUUGAUAUAUGCAAAUAUUUAUUAAGUCAUCAAGAAAAAUAUCAUACAAAUGUUAAUGAUAAGGAUAGUAAAUCGCUAACUUCUCUUCACUAUGCAGCAGAAAUCAACAGCGAAGCCAUCGCACAGCUUCUUAUUUUACAUGGAGCAGAUAUUAACUCAACAAAUGAUAAUUUAGAAACACCUUUACACUUUGCGGCUCUAAAUAAUAGCAUAGAAACAUAUGAAGUUCUUGUUAAUAAUGGUGCAGAGGUCGAUGAUAGAGCUUUAAACCAUGCUAUCAAAUAUAUUAAUGAUACUCUAAUUGAGAAACCGUAG
Molecule: messenger RNA, 1194 nt
Organism: Trichomonas vaginalis G3
Lineage: Eukaryota; Parabasalia; Trichomonadida; Trichomonadidae
Product: proteasome regulatory particle assembly
Exons: 1
Coding region: 1-1194 (397 amino acids)
Molecular function (GO): protein binding
Source: RefSeq, a predicted model, not a curated record